This is a messenger RNA of Rotaria sordida, 2055 nucleotides long. The record is from the annotation of a GenBank genome assembly. NCBI's taxonomy places the organism in Eukaryota, Metazoa, Rotifera, Eurotatoria, Philodinida, Philodinidae.
AUGGUUAUCACUCGUAGUCAAAAUUCGGUUGCUGCAUCAACAGCAGCAGUUUUAAAGUGUACAUGUAAAAUAAACAAACAACCAAAAUCAUCAACGCGUAGUCGUCCAGUUAAUAAAACGUCAAAAAGAGCACCAUCACCAUCACCUUCACCUUCUAAUCCUAUUCAUCGAUCUCGUUCAAAAUUAUCUAAGAAAAUCUUAGGUAAUAAUAAUGUCAAUUCAAGCAAAAAAAUAAUCAAGAUCAUGGAUUUCAAAUCUGAUGUUAACAAUGAUCGUGAAAUAUUUAAUGAGAAGAGAAUUUCAAUUGAGAAGAUCUCUAUUGAUAUUGAUACAAAAUCAGUCAAGAAUAAGUUGAGAACAUCAACAGAAAUACCGAACGAUUAUCCAGAUUUAUUGACAAGCAACAAUAAUGAACAACUCGAUUUCCCUUUUCCAUCAUCUUCUUACUACAGAUAUUCAGUACAAUCGGAUCGAUGUUCAUUUUUUGGUGUUGAUUGGAGUGAUAAAGCUCAUCCAAAAUCCCAUUGUUGGCUUCCCAAUUGUUCGAUGGAUUCUUCACCUAUUCCCAGAUGUGCGCAAAACUUAAAUCCAAAACUUAUUAAAACUUGCCGUGGUCUGAGAUGUCUAUGGUGUUCAGAAGAGUGUCAUCGACAAUGCUGGCAAAGUAUCAACGACAAUGAUGAUGAUAACAAAUGUGAUUAUGGAAAGUAUAAGAAUAUCAUUGUUCGUCCACAGUGGUUACAUCGUGUAGCAAACUCUCCCGUAGGUUUUCAAGCACGAUUUCCAGAUAACAUCGAUGCGAGCAAUUCAUCAUUAACUCCUUUAAUUGUCUUUAUAAAUGAACUUUCAGGUGGUCAAAAAGGAAAGAUUAUAUAUCAUAAACUUUUACGUUUAUUAAAUCCACGUCAAAUUUUUCUCCUCGAAAACAAUACAACUGUAAUGCAAGCUUUGGAUAUAUAUUCAUCUCUUCGUAAUACUCGUAUUUUGCUUUGUGGUGGCGAUGGAACAGUCGGAUGGAUACUGAGCACUUUAGCAAAUAGAUUUUCAUCACUUGAUAAUCCUCCAGUAGGUAUUUGUCCUAUGGGUACAGGAAACGAUUUAUCACGUGUAUUGGGCUGGGGUUGGUCUUACAAUAUGAAACAACUAUUAACCACACUCUUACACAUUUCUAAUGCUAAACCCAUUAUACUCGAUCGUUGGCAAGUUGAUUUUGAACCAUUAACAAGAAUUGAUUCUAUCGAAGAGAUUGGAUGUAUUCGUCGAUGUUUAUCACGUAUUCUCGAUCCUCCAAAGUUUGUUCGUGAAACUGAUCGACCAUCUUAUCAAAAUUAUCAAAAACCUCUCAAUGUUCGAUUUACUAAUUACAUUAGUUUUGGAUUAGACGCAGCUGUUGUGUUGGAUUUUCAUAAUAAACGAAUGCAAAAUCCAUCGAAAUUUACAUCACCAAUGAAAAAUAAACUUAUGUAUCUCAAUAUUGGUAGACAAUAUUUCAGAGAAUUUGCUUUAUGGAGAGCAUGGAAUUUAAGAUCAUAUAUGAGAAUUAUUUGUGAUGGUCAAGAUAUGACAAAUUCAUUACGUCAUUGUCAUACUGUUGUUUUCUUAAAUAUUCCAAGUUAUGGAUCAGGUACUCAUCCUUGGAGUAGAACAUAUCAAAAUAGUACAUCGAUAUCAAACAAUAUUCAAAAUCAAAUCAAUUCGAAUACAUUUCCCGAUAUAGAUCCACCUGAUUUCAGCUAUUACAAUCGUAAAUUUGCAAGCGAAGAUAUAUCCAAUACCAUUGAAUCAUCUAAAGCGUCUGUUACUAACGAUCAGAUCGGAAGACAGAGUAUUGAUGAUCACAAAAUUGAAGUGAUUGGAUUAGACUCGAUACAGAUGGCUUUGAUUCAUAUUGGUUUUCGAGGUCGUCGCAUUGCUCAAUGCAGUCAAGCACGAAUUGAACUCAUUCGUUCAAUGCCUGUACAUAUGGAUGGUGAUCCAUUCUAUCUUCCUCAAUCUACUGCAAUCAAUGUUACUCACGCAGGACAAGUUUUAGUUUUGACAAACGACAACAAAUAG